Molecule: messenger RNA, 1614 nt
Organism: Mya arenaria
Lineage: Eukaryota; Metazoa; Mollusca; Bivalvia; Myida; Myidae
Exons: 1
Coding region: 1-1614 (537 amino acids)
Source: RefSeq, a predicted model, not a curated record
AUGGCAGAAGGAGAUAGCGUACCGGGACGACAUCUUUCCUUAAGUUCAGAUGAGGAAUUAGAUCCGGACAAUAUUUAUAGAUGUAGAAGUCACCAGCAUACGCAUCCCAUCGAGUAUUAUUGCAAUGACCACAAAGAAAUGUGCUGUGUAAAAGAAGCCUUCGAUGGUCACAGGCCUUGCAAAACGACAAAAAUCGGCGAGCUACAUCAACUUGAACCAGAACUUGUCGAUUUGCCGCAAGCGAUUUCUAGGACAGAACGAAUUUGUUUCCAAUCAGUCACAAUGAAGGCCAAUGAAAAGCUUGCUCGUGAAAACUUAAAUCGACAACUUCAAGAAAAAAUCCAAAAUAUUGAACGUUUGAAGAAGACAAUAAUGGAACAACUGGAUGCGGCCAAGGAAGAUUUUCAAGCAGUUGCAGCUAGAGAAACAAAGGAAGGCACACUGAAUAAAUUAGAUCACAUGGAAAAUAUAAGCACAUUUCUUGACUUGUCACACAGUGUCUCGCAAGGUAGCGAUGUUACCAAGAAAGCAAUUAUAAGCUUGUAUUUAAGAGAUAAAGCACAGGAAGCAAAACAGAACAUGUUCGUAAACUUUGAAAUGGAACACACGAGACAAAUCAACAUGACUGUCAAUCGUUGGUUGAACAGGGCAUUGACUGAAACUACGUUAUUAACAUUUAAUUCGAAACCAAUGCCUGUGUCUAGUGUUCAGUUUAAAUUGUCAGUUAGUAUUUUACUACGAGCAGACGGAAGAUGGCUUAACAAUGAGCCCCUUAUUUCUGGAUUAGACUUUAUUUCACAACAACGAAUCUUAGCUGUUGACAACAGAAACUACAAGCUUAUUCUUCUGAAUGCUGACUUGACAAUUGUCAAUGUUCAUACAUUUGACAGGGCACCAGUUGAUGUCGUAGUAAUCGGGAACUCAGCCGUAGUUUCGAUUCCAGGAUAUCAGAUCCUCGAAGUAUUCGAUAUAACCAGGGACAAUCGCAUAGUUCUGAAAGCGCACUUACCAACAAUAUCGCAGUAUUCAUCUCUCUGUAAGUUUGAUGAUACUUCCAUAAUUGGAUGCGUGUUACAUGACAAAAACUUCAUUCGCAAAGUAACCUUUUGCCAGCAUAUGACAGAGAUAAAAGAGAAUAUUUUGAGAACGCCAUUUCCAGCAAAAAAGUUCAAAAUUAGCGAAAUGUAUUGUGGAUAUGAUCAGGAAAUAAACCGAUUAAUAGUAACUGACAAACAAAAUGCUAAGGUUUACAUCCAUGACAGAUCAGACGACAGUUUGCAGACACUUAUCGAAAAGCGAAAACUAGUUUCUCCACAGGGCGUUGCCAUCGGUCCAUUCUGGAACACAUAUGUUUGUAGCGAACAAACCAACUCUCUACUUCAGUUUUUACCGUCUGGAGAACUGCUAGAUGUCCAUCCUCUGAACGUUAAGUUUCCACACGUCUUGAGAAUAUCGGAUGACAGAGGGAAAAUGCUUAUUUCAAAUCGUCGGGAUGGGCAACGCUUUUUGCAAGUGUAUGACAUUGUUCAUUGGCCGGACUGUAUUUCUAGUAAUAGUGAAACCGGAAAGAAAGCCAUUACAAAUACUGGAUUCCAUAUCAUUCCGUUAAUGUGA